Molecule: messenger RNA, 2996 nt
Organism: Monodelphis domestica (gray short-tailed opossum)
Lineage: Eukaryota; Metazoa; Chordata; Mammalia; Didelphimorphia; Didelphidae
Gene: ULK3
Product: unc-51 like kinase 3
Biological process (GO): autophagy of mitochondrion; autophagosome assembly; peptidyl-serine phosphorylation
Cellular component (GO): phagophore assembly site membrane; autophagosome; cytoplasm
Molecular function (GO): ATP binding; protein serine/threonine kinase activity
Source: RefSeq, a predicted model, not a curated record
CCCUUCCCUGGGAGGGGGACGGAAAGCAGAUGGGCCUGAGGAGAGCCCCAAGGGCGCGCGCAGGACGCCCCCCUCUCCCGUGCCCCGCCGAGGAGGGGGGAGGCCAAUACUUCCGGAACCGGACGGGAAGGGCAGGGUCGGGCGGCCCUGCGAGGCCUCAGUUUCCCCGCCUACAAAGGGAUGGCUGCCGGCCCCGCGCGAGUCGAGGGGCAGGGGCUAUCGCCGGAGACCCAGAGGCUGGCCGCCUUGCACUGCCCGCGGCGGGCGCUGGGGGCAGCGUGGAGCCCAGCCGGCAACCAGGAAGCGGCGGCGGGGCCUGCGCUGCCAGCGCCGCGCACGGCCGUGGCCCGGGCCGGGGCCAGGACCAUCAUGGCGGGGCCCGGCUGGGCGCCCCCGCGCCUCGAUGGCUACAUCCUCACCGAGCGGCUGGGCAGCGGCACGUACGCCACGGUGUACAAGGCCUACGGCAAGAGGGACACCCGGGAGGUGGUGGCCAUCAAGUGUGUGAGCAAGAAGAGUCUGAACAAGGCGUCGGUGGAGAACCUGCUGACGGAGAUCGAGAUCCUCAAGGCUAUCCGGCACCCCCACAUCGUGGAGCUGAAGGACUUCCAGUGGGACGGUGAAAACAUCUACCUCAUCAUGGAGUUCUGUGCGGGGGGUGACCUAUCCCGCUUCAUCCGGAGCCGCCGCAUCCUGCCGGAGAAGGUGGCGCGCAUCUUCCUGCAGCACUUGGCCAGUGCCCUGCAGUUCCUGCACAGCCGGAACAUCUCUCACCUGGAUCUGAAGCCGCAGAACAUCCUGCUGAGCUCUCUGGAGAAGCCCCACCUCAAGCUGGCUGACUUCGGCUUCGCACAGCACAUGUCCCCCUGGGAUGAGAAGCACGUGCUCCGAGGCUCCCCCCUCUACAUGGCCCCCGAGAUGGUGUGUCGACGCCAGUACGACGCCCGGGUGGAUCUCUGGUCCGUCGGCGUCAUCCUGUACGAGGCUCUUUUUGGCCAGCCGCCCUUCGCCUCCAAGUCAUUCACAGAGCUGGAGGAGAAGAUUCGUAGCAACCGUGUCAUCGAGCUUCCCACUCGGCCGCAGCUCUCCCAGAAUUGCCGAGACCUCCUGCAGCGGCUCCUGGAGCGGGACCCGGACAGGCGCAUCUCCUUCAAGGACUUCUUCGCUCACCCCUUUGUGGACCUCGAGCACAUGCCCAGCGGGAGGAGCCUGGAGCAGGCAACUGCUCUGGUCGUGGACGCUGUGAAGAAGGACCAGGAGGGAGACGCUGCGUCUGCCCUGUCUCUCUACUGCAAGGCAUUAGACUACUUUGUUCCAGCCUUACACUAUGAAGUGGAUGCCAGGCGCAAGGAGGCGAUUAAGGCGAAGGUGGCUCAGUAUGUGUCGAGGGCCGAGGAGCUCAAAGCCCUGGUCGGCUCCUCCAACCGGGCCCUUCUCCAGCAGGGCACCUGUGCGCGAGACCUCCUCAAAGAAAUGGCCAGAGACAAGCCGCGCCUGGUGGCCGCCCUGGACGUGGCCUCCGCCGCUAUGGCCAAGGAGGAGCAGGGCCCGGAGGACGGGGACGCCCUGGAGCUGUACCAGCAGAGCCUCGGGGAGCUCCUCCUGCUCCUGGCAGCUGAACCGGCGGGGAGGAGGCGGGAGCUGCUGCACGCCGAGAUCCAGACCCUGAUGGGCCGAGCAGAGUACCUGAAGGAGCAGCUCAAGAUGAAGGAGAAUCAAUGGGAAGCCGAGUCCGUGGACAAAGAUGGACUGUCCGAGUCUGUGCGAAGCUCCUGUACGCUGCAGUGACCUGGCCCGAGAGUCACCCGCUCCCUCCUCUCUGACAUCCUGCUGCCAGAUGCAAGCCUGGAGGGGGUGGGCAGAGGAACGCAGCCCUCUGGGAGCCCUGAGCAGAAGCGGGGGGGGGGGGGGGGGCUCCCGAACCCUACCUCCCGCCCUGAAGAGAGAGGGCUCGAGGGCCCCAUUUCUGACCACAGGGCCCUCCUGUCCCACUGUGCGUGCUGGAAGCAGAGGGCUCUGGGUCUGCUCUCCGCCGGGCCCCUCUGGUGCUCCUCCCGGGGUCCUGCCCCCGCCUCUCCCCGACCCCCUGGAAGGGCAUCAUGUGGGUCCCUGCGACGUGGAGGGGCCCAGCCGGGGCUCAGCCCCUUAACGCUCUUCUCCUUUGACCUGGACCGCUUUCAUCAGGCGUCACCUCGGACGGGGUGGCUGACCCAGGGAAGGGGUUAAAGAGCGGCCCUCUGUGGUUGUUUCGUGCUCAAAGGGAAGAGAGCGGGCCCCUCCGGGACACCUGGCUGGGGUGCCCUGCUGGCUACCCCCGCCCUGUGCUAAAUGCCCCCCUUCCCUCGACUCUCCUGGCCGGUGCACUGAGAUCCCCUCUCGGGGUCCCUUUCCCAGUCCUUGGAAUGGGCGUCCCUCCCCAACAGCCGCUGGAGCGAGCUGCGUCGGAGACAAUCCUGAUGUAACAAACUAAUCAUCCUCUCAACUUGAAAUCUCAUCUUUGCUGGCUUGGCGUGUGGUGGGAGCCGAGGCGACCAGGAGAUGGCAGACUGACUGUGAAAAACCGCGUCCUGCAUCCUUGUGUGCGGGACCGGCCGGCCGAGCACCUUCCAGCAUCCCCCCCCACCCCACGUCCCCGCGAGGGUCCAGGAAAUGGGCAAACAUGGGCUGCCCUUCUCCCCGGAGCAGACGAGAGCAGCGAGAACACAAGGGCGCUUUGCCAGUGCCAGGGAGCAUCACUGGCAAGAGUUGGGUAAAAAUAUUGCCAGAGAAUGGGAAGGUUUCCAGAGGGUUUAUGUUCUCUCAUUUGAUACCACAAUCCAGUGAGGUGGGUGCUACCAUAACUCCCAUUUUGUAGGUAAGGGAAACGGAGGCUGGAGAAGUGGUCAUUUAGGGAGGGGACCUGUAGCUAUUGCCUAAGGCACAGUGGCCCUCUCACCCAGUCUGAAGAAUGAGAAUGUGCUUUACUGUUUUCUCAAUUAAAUUAUUUUCUAAAGUCA